Messenger RNA from Striga asiatica, 336 nucleotides. The record is from the annotation of a GenBank genome assembly. NCBI's taxonomy places the organism in Eukaryota, Viridiplantae, Streptophyta, Magnoliopsida, Lamiales, Orobanchaceae.
AUGGAUUCACAAGGUGAAGUUAUCUCCAUCACUAAAGCCUCUGAUGACGAUAAUCUCCUCGACUCCGGUGGCUACCACCACCACCACCACCACCACCAUCGCCGCCAGUAUUAUUUUCCGGUCACAACCGUUAAAAUCAUAAUUCUAUUUGUGGCCGUGGGGUUAAUUUACCUUGUUCUCAAUCAAUCAUCUUACCCUCCAACACAGUUUUUUCAAAGGUCUUCUUCAUUUUCACUGUCUUCGAGGCCUAAUGAAUCUGUUACAACAUCAACCUUAUCUUCUUCCACCAUGCAAGAGAAUGUUAGGUCCCAAAACCUACCUUAUAAGGUGAGUUGA